Messenger RNA from Monosiga brevicollis MX1, 2022 nucleotides. RefSeq lists its product as uncharacterized. Gene Ontology annotation, cellular component: mitochondrion. The record is from RefSeq and is a predicted model, not a curated record. Gene Ontology annotation, biological process: mitochondrion organization. NCBI's taxonomy places the organism in Eukaryota, Choanoflagellata, Craspedida, Salpingoecidae. Bases 31 to 1779 code for a protein of 582 amino acids. Gene Ontology annotation, molecular function: ATP binding; zinc ion binding; ATP hydrolysis activity. The transcript has 5 exons.
CUCUGUUCCCGUUGGGCGUGAAUCGACAUCAUGUUCAGCUGGCUAACGGGUGGAUCCAAGGGCGGCGACCAGAAUGGCGCCGCCGCCCCGCCGCCCACUGGCAGCGGUGCCUCGGCGCCCCUGCCUCCUUCUGGAAGCAGCGUGCCCCCUUCUCUCGAGGCCAUUGGCUCGACGGCAGGCAACACGGAUGCGACUGAGACCAUGAACGUGUUGGAGCGCAUUGUCAAGGCAGCUGACGCUCUCAAGGGCUACGACAAGGCCAACGAGUUGAUGGAUCUGGCCCGUCAGCAAGAGGGCACUUGGCAGGAGAAGUUCAGGGCCGAUGCUGCGGCAGCCGAAGCCAAGCGCAUUGAGGAACAGGCCAAGGUCGCCCAGGUGGUCGAGGAAGAGCGCCGCCGCACCAUGCAGUUUGAGACUCAAGAGCGUGUGAAGCGCACUCAGGAGGAGGACCGUAUCGCGCGUCAGCGUUACGAGGAUCAACUCCGUCAGCAAGCCCAGCUCAAUGAGCAAGAGCGUCAACGCCAGCAAGACGUAGCCAUGCGCCAGGAGAAUGAACGUCGCAAGACGAUGGAGUACGAGGCCCAGCUUCGUCGCAAAACCGAACUGGCCAAGGCCCAAGUUGAUGCCGAGGCCCGUAUCAAGCAGGAGCGUGAAAACCGUGACAUUCGCGAUGCUCAGCUCGUGCUUCAGGCCGAGGAGGGGCGCAAGACCACUUUGGCGGCUAUCGAGGCGUAUGGCCAAGAAAUGCGCCAGAUGGCCCGUGACUACGCCUCUGACCCCAAGAACGUGGCCUUGACCAUUGGCGCCGUCACCGGUCUCGCAUUGGGUGUGUACGCCGCUCGUGCGGGUACCAACGUUGCGGGUCAAUACCUGCAGCGCCGCCUGAGCCAGCCCCCGCUGAUCCGCGAGACUUCGCGUCAACCCUUUAUCCUGAACCCUUGGGGCUCCAUCAAGCGCAUGCUUUCCUCCAAGAAGGGCAACCCUCUCGAGGGAAUGGUCUUGAACGAGAAGACUGAGAAGUCGCUUGGUAGCAUCACCGUUGCCACCGCCAACACCAAGGCCAACGGCGCCGCUUUCCGCCAUUUGUUGCUGUACGGUCCCCCCGGUACUGGCAAGACCAUGUUCGGCCGUCGUCUCGCUCAGCAGUCUGGCCUCGAGUAUGCCGUGCUCGCUGGUGGUGAUGUUGGACCUCUUGGCAAGGAUGCCGUGACUGAGCUGCACCGUGUUUUCGAUUGGGCCGAGUCUAGCAAGCGCGGUGUUCUGGUGUUUAUUGAUGAGGCUGAUGCCUUCUUGCGCAAGCGCGGCGAGACUGGUGAUGGCAAGAUGUCCGAGGAGAUGCGCAACGCGCUCAGCACUUUCCUGUACCGCACUGGCUCCCCCACGGACAAGUUUAUGCUCGUUUUUUCCAGCAACGAGCCCGCUGCAUUUGAUCGUGCCGUGACGGAUCGUGUCGAUGAGGUUGUUGAGCUUGGUCUUCCCUCGGAAUCCGAGCGUCAGCGCUUGAUCGAGUUGUACUUCAAGGAAUACGUGACCGAGUGCAAGCAAGGUCGUCCCAUUGCUGUUCACGAGGACGUGGCUGCCUUCAACUUUGCCGAGCUUGCUGGCCGUCUGUCUGGUUUCUCUGGCCGUCAAAUUGCAAAGCUUUGCUCGGCUUUCCAAGCUGCUGCCCACAGCUCGCGCACCAACAUGCUGACCAAGGACAUGAUGCAGGAGAUUGUCGAGGAUCACUUGCAGCAGCUUGCGAUCAAGGACAAGUGGUCUCACAUGAAGAUCCACUAAAUCUUAAGUCACACCAUGGCCUUUGCGCGCUGUGCGCCGUAAAAUGUGUGCAUCGUUCGUGCACCACAUCCUUCACAGAUGACCUUUGUAGGCUUCCUGUCUUUUCGUGUGUGUGCGUUGGUUGGUUGGCUGUGCCCUCCAGCUUGUGUCAUUGAUGCGCACAUAUUUUUCUCGUCUGGCUUUAAACGACACCUCCAGGAAAGCGGACAGCCGCGAUCCUCUUGCUAAUUGUACUCAAACCUC